AUGUUAAAGAAAUUAAAGAAAAUCAAUGAAACGCCUAUAGAAUUAGCAAAAGCAACAACAGACACAACCAUAACAAAUAUUGUUGAGGCAGUCCCUCAAACUGAAACUAAUAAAAUGGAAAAAUGCUCUAAAGUGGCAAAGCGUAAACCUUUUAUAGUGAAUCAAAAAAGUUCGGAAAUUUUAGUAACCGAUGCUCUGAAAAAGUUGACCAAAAAAUCUGUAGUUAGCACUAAAGAAAAACCAGUGCAAUUUGUCUCCAAUCCCAAUGAAGUUAAUACUUGUUCUUUCGCCUCUCAAGGCAGUGUUAUUAUCGAUAAACAGUUAUCGGUAAUGGGGCCCUUUAAAAAGGUCAAAUGUGUCUAUACCAUUUUAAACAAUGAACAAAUAAACACAUUGCGUAAACAUGCCCAAGAGGCGGUAAAACAAAAUAAAAUUUUUACCAUACGUGGCAACUACAAUUCCGUACGUCAUGCUCUAAAAUCUCGCGGUUGGGUAGAGAAACUAGAAAUGCAUCGCAAGUCAGGUCCAUUGCCUACUAAUCAAAUCAAUAUCUGUGAUUUAUCACAAGUCUUGCCCAAACGUCGAAUGGGCGAAACACAAAGACAGUUUAUAGCCAAAGUAGAGAGAAAUAUAAUGUCUCGUUAUAUAGAAAAUGUAUUGUGUGAUUUGCUCUGGACUCCGCAUAAGGAAAAGGCUGAUUAUGUGGAGCAAACUAAGAAUAACAAUAUGCUGAUCAACAAAUUCAAUAGAGCUCCUUUUACCAAUAAGGAAAAUUUAAAUGCUUUUCUGCGUGAUAUGUCCGCCUUUUAUGAGGAAGGUGUGGCUGAUAUUAAAUUCCCACGCUGUUUUAAUGUAUGGUCUCCCGAAGAACUAGGCGAGUUUAUAGAUCAUUUUAAACUAACUGCCUGUAUAGCCUUUGUACGCUGGUUAGUAGACAAAUAUCAUGUGGGAGGUUUUGAUGCCGUUUUUUCUGCAACUGGCAAAAUACCUUACAGUUCUAUAGAUUUUGCAUUUAAACGUUGUCUAGAUUUUAUGGACAAUUGCCAGCACAACGAUAUUGAUGUAGAAGAUCCAGCACGCAUUUGGGAACAUGACUGGGAUGCUUUUCUCCAUCAGCAUUAUCAAAUGACACAUGAGGGUUUUAAAAUUCUGGCAGAUCCCCAAAAAUUAGUGGAAAGUGUUAUAACAAGAGGUGCUCAGCUGCUCGAUAAUAUACAAUACUACUGGCCUCAAUAUUCCAUAGAUGGCUAUGAAAAUCUUUGGAUUGUGAAGCCCGCCAAUAAAUGUCGUGGACGUGGUAUACAUUUGAGUAAUAAUCUGAAGAAAAUUGUGAAUAUUGUUAAUCCCUCUAUAGCGACGAAAAGUCGUUUUGUAGUACAAAAGUAUAUGGAACGUCCUUUAAUAAUCCAUCAAACAAAAUUCGAUAUACGCCAAUGGUUUUUAAUCUCCAGCAUACAUCCUCUCAUGGUCUGGAUGUAUAAAGAGUGUUAUUUACGUUUUAGCUCACAGGAAUACACUCUAACGAAUCAUCACGAAUCGGUGCAUUUAACAAAUCAUGCCAUACAAAAGAAAUAUACUAAUAAUGGAAAACGCGACAAACGUUUGCCAAAUGAAAAUAUGUGGGACUCGUAUUCGUUUCAGGCGUACUUGCGACAAAUUGGUAAACAAGAAUAUUGGUUGGAGCGCAUCUAUCCGGGUAUGCGUAAGGCUAUAGUGGCGGCGGUUUUAGUUUCUCAAGAACAUAUGGAAAGGACGCCCAAUACAUUUGAAUUAUUUGGUGCCGAUUUUAUGAUAUGUGAAAAUUUCUAUCCUUGGCUAAUAGAAAUAAAUUCUAAUCCCGAUUUGGCUGCCUCGACAAGUGUUACAGCAAGGAUGUGCCCCCAAUGUCUGGAAGAUGUUAUAAAAGUAAUGAUCGAUCGUCGUAACGAUCCCAAGGCCGAUGUAGGAAAUUUCGAAUUGAUUUAUCGCCAAAACAUCCCCCCUACCCCAGCCUAUAUGGGUCUUAACCUAAUAAUCAAGGGCAAACAAAUUUCGAAUCGUUCAAAUACACAUCACACCUAUCAAACAUUUCAACGCAGAGAAAGAUCCCUACAAACUAGUCAGUUAUAUAAACAACGGACUUCUUUAGCUGUAACGAAUGUUUCGCAAGUACAUAAACCCAUGCCCGCCUUCAAUGCCACCGAAUAUAUAGAAAAAUGUAUGGUUGAGGUAGCUUUAAAUAGUCCUCGCACUAAAAGCGUUUCCUCAUUGAUGAGCAUGAAUGAAAGCAAACCACAGUUCACCACGCACCUGAUAACCUCAGAUAAACGGAGAAAAUCAUUUACCAAUCUCAUGGUGUCCGCUGUCGGUCGUUGCCAAGCGCGAAAGAUAUCAAGUCCCAACUCUUCUCUCCGUUCAUCUAUGUACUCCACACUUAAACGUCAUCGCAGCUGUGGUCCUAGAUUUUCGACUAAUUGUGUUCUAGAUUGUAAAGACACUCAAAAAUCGAAAUUUUUUGUAGCCUCCUACAAUCAGCAAAAGGCUUUACAUUCAUCUCGUAAUGUAAGAAGUAUUAAGAAGCCAAAUCUUUUAGAUACACCAGUGUUAACUAUAAGUAAAUCAGCGGAUAACAUAAGAGAAUUGUGUAGUCCCCUUAAAAAAGCCUUGCCUAGCUCUAAAAGCCUUAGUCCCAUGAUACCAGCCAAGAAAAAUGUGAGCUCUAUAAAAUCGCAUUUAAGUUUAGGAUCAAAGCCACAACCGGACACCAAAAUCGAAAACAGUGCCACCACUAUACAUGCCAUUGGAAAAAGUAUAUCCAACUGGAAUAAUAAUAUUAAUAGCAAAAGACAAAUCAGUCCGAUGACGAAAGUUUAG
Messenger RNA from Lucilia sericata (common green bottle fly), 2853 nucleotides. It is a transcript of the gene TTLL3A, whose product is annotated as tubulin glycylase 3A. Gene Ontology annotation, biological process: protein polyglycylation; cilium assembly; cilium movement. Gene Ontology annotation, cellular component: cilium. Gene Ontology annotation, molecular function: protein-glycine ligase activity, initiating. The coding region runs from base 1 to 2853 and encodes 950 amino acids. The record is from RefSeq and is a predicted model, not a curated record. The transcript has 4 exons. Lineage: Eukaryota; Metazoa; Arthropoda; Insecta; Diptera; Calliphoridae.